Messenger RNA from Clonostachys byssicola, 516 nucleotides. Lineage: Eukaryota; Fungi; Ascomycota; Sordariomycetes; Hypocreales; Bionectriaceae. The record is from the annotation of a GenBank genome assembly.
AUGCUCAAGACCUGUGAGCUACUUUAUGCAAAGGAGAGGCGAUGGUUCUUGAACCAAUGCUGGAUAUAUGGCAACGAGAUGGAUGACGAUGCUGAAGAUGAUCAAGAAUUUUGCGCCGCAGCCAUGAUCUUAGCCAAGGCCCUGGUUGAGAAGGAGAGCAGCUCCAGCGAGCUUUCUGAUCCGGAUAAACCUACACCUUUGCCCUAUGUUGAGCUACAUAAAGCGAGGCAAAUAAUGACACGGGCAGACUUCAUCCAGCGCCUUGACCGUAUCAACAUAUUUACCAUAGACACUGAUGCAAUGGUCCGAGCUGAUUCAGUCAUCAUGCAAAAGGUUUUUCAUGAUAUUUGCACAAAGGAAGGAUUUGACGAGCAUCUAGAGGCUACACUAGAGCGGCUCGAUGAAUUAGAAGGCCUAGGGAGAACCUCCGAGGUGACAUUCAAAGAUCUUAAUGGCGGCGGUGGCUAUCAAGCUACAAUUGAUAAAGAUGCAUCCGGGAGGAAGGCCCCCACCUAA